AAUUGAAUGGAUAUUAUCGUGCAAAAUGAGGCAAUUUUACAAUGUCACUCAUGAUAUGUUUAACAAAUAUGACAAGAAACAAAUUGAAUGUCUGUCAAUUUCAUAGGAUAUUUGUUGUAGUACCCGAAUUACAUUACAUACAUGACAUCGGUGAAUCAAAAAUUGAUUGUACUGUUGAAGAGCUCCCGAUCUCAGGUCUGUCUUUCCGCAUGUCAAACAGCCGGUCAUCUUUUCGAGCAUGUGGCAGAUACUGGAAGACCUGAGUUUGAUGAUAUUGUGGAUAUCCUGCUUUGUAAAACGGCAGAUUCAAACAAAUCCAUUCGAAUCGAAGCCAAUGCGGCUCUAGAUUGCAUGGUGACUCACAUCGCUCCGACACAUUCGGUUCGUGCUUUGUGCAUGAGGGGACCUUCGCAUAAAAAUCCAUUGGUUCGAAUCGCAGUAGCAAGACUGCUGUUGUCUGUUGUAGAGUUAAUUGGUGUGGAUAAAAUUAUGUCCGAGAAAAUGCUUGAUGGUACCAGGAAGAGGAUUAUCAACACUAUGGCAAUGGUUAUAUUAGAUAAUAAUAUGAUCCUUAGGAAAAUGGGUCACCAAUUAUAUUCACAAUUGAGUAAGGACCAAAAUUAUAAAAGGUAUUCGAAUAAGUACUUAGAUAAGGAAACAAGAAUAUCAAUUACAAGUAUAAUAAAGAAACUGUAGUUGAUAAAUGUAAAACUUUCUUCAAUAAAAUAAUCAUUCAUUCAAA
Aethina tumida (small hive beetle) is the source of this 742-nucleotide messenger RNA. RefSeq names its product TOG array regulator of axonemal microtubules protein 2-like. Lineage: Eukaryota; Metazoa; Arthropoda; Insecta; Coleoptera; Nitidulidae. The record is from RefSeq and is a predicted model, not a curated record. Bases 142 to 696 code for a protein of 184 amino acids. Gene Ontology annotation, cellular component: cytoplasmic microtubule; microtubule organizing center; mitotic spindle. Gene Ontology annotation, biological process: mitotic spindle assembly. Gene Ontology annotation, molecular function: microtubule binding. The transcript is spliced from 4 exons.